AUGUGUGUAAUGAUCGCCAAAUGGAUGCCCGAAUGGGAGCGAAGCCGCGGCACUACUAUUAUAUUCACCGGCAGUUCCAUAGGAAUGGUAGUCUCCAUACCGGUGGCCGGUCUACUAUGUGACGGUACGUUUAUGGGCGGCUGGCCCGCCGUGUUCAUCGUGUUUGGGUUGGCCGGGUGUGUAUGGGUUGUGUUGUGGACGGUGUUUGUCUACGAGAGCCCCGACACUCACCCCUAUAUUUCCAUAGAGGAGUACGAGUUCAUUGUUGUCAACCAAACGCCCGAUGAAUGUCGAAAGAGCAGGGUCAUUCCGUGGAAAAGUAUAUUUACCUCGAUACCUGUGUACGCCCUUGUAAUCACGCAUUUUUGUAAUAAUUGGACCACAUUUACCCUGUUAGCACUUUUGCCCAUGUAUUUAAGAAAUAUAUUAGAUAUAAGUAUUCCUAAAGUUUCAUUAAUUACAUCAGUGACCCACCUGUCCCACGCGACUAUCGCAUGGUUAGCCGCGUAUAUUAGUGAUAUAUUUCGUAAAUAUGAUACUAGUACAAAUAAUAUAAUCAGGAAAACAAAUAACACAAUAGCAUUCGUAGGACCAGCGCUAUGUCUACUGGCCGUAAUAUAUACCAGGUGCAAUAUUACAGAGACGGUUAUCCUGUUAAUCAUAGCCACGGGUCUACACGGGUGUCAUUUCUCAGGAUUUAAGUCGACUCACAUCGAUAUGGCACCGGAUUUCUCGGGAGUUUUAUAUGGUUUGACAAAUGCCGUGGCUAAUAUUGGCAAUAUGAUUUCACCCUUGGUUACCGCUCUCUUUCUUGAUCAGGGGCACACAUUAUCAAAUUGGGCCAGCAUAUUUUACAUAUCGAUUUUAAUGUACAUUUUGGGGACUGGCGUGUAUAUUGUAUUCGCAUCAGUGGAACUUCAGUGCUGGGCAGUCCAUGCAAAUAAUCAUAAUAUUCAAUCUAAUAGCGAUGCUGAUAAAUCUAAAAUUAGUAAAAAUCAUUAA
Molecule: messenger RNA, 1002 nt
Organism: Oppiella nova
Lineage: Eukaryota; Metazoa; Arthropoda; Arachnida; Sarcoptiformes; Oppiidae
Source: the annotation of a GenBank genome assembly